Molecule: messenger RNA, 1852 nt
Organism: Sabethes cyaneus
Lineage: Eukaryota; Metazoa; Arthropoda; Insecta; Diptera; Culicidae
Product: putative ammonium transporter 2
Exons: 5
Coding region: 24-1769 (581 amino acids)
Biological process (GO): ammonium transmembrane transport; ammonium homeostasis
Cellular component (GO): membrane
Molecular function (GO): ammonium channel activity
Source: RefSeq, a predicted model, not a curated record
AAUCAGUUUUGUGGUGUCACAUAAUGAAUCAAACAGUAACAGCUACCGCCAAUGUAUUUAACAAUGAAACCGUUAACGAUAUUAGCCCGUUGCUUCUGCUCUACGACUUCGGCGAAAAUGAUGGUGCAUUUAUUAUGAUUUGUGCUUUCUUGCUAGUUACUUUGCAAACUGGAUUUGCUCUGCUUGAAUCAGGAUGUGUUUCAGAAAAAAAUGAAGUAGACAUGAUGUUGAGAAACGUGGUAGACAUUGUGCUUGGAGGAAUAUCUUUCUGGCUUUUUGGAUAUGCUUUUAUGAUGGGAAGAAGUAACCACAACAAUCCAUUUAUCGGCUUGGGAGAUUUUCUCAUUGAUCCAGCGGUGAUCGAUCCUUUGAUGGGAAACAUUUUGGUUGUUUACCUUUUCCAGAUGACUUUCUCUGCUUCGGCGACAACGAUUGUUGGUGGGGCGGUUGCUGAAAGGUGCAACUUCAAAGCUUAUUGCCUGUUCUCCUUUCUUAAUACUAUUGUUUAUUGCAUACCAGCCGGUUGGGUAUGGGGAGAACACGGUUUCCUAAGUAAGUUAGGAGUUGUGGAUAUCGCAGGAAGCGGACCAGUGCAUCUUGUAGGAGGCGCAUCGGCUUUUGCAUCAGCUAUGAUGCUUGGACCACGGCUUGGGCGCUAUGCGAAGGGUAUAGAACCUUUACCGUUAGGUAAUCCAGUGAACGCAUGCAUGGGUUUGUUUGUUUUAUGGUGGGGAUGGCUGGCGUUCAAUUCUGGUAGCACAUACGGUGUAAGCGGAGCAAAAUGGGUUUAUGCAGCUCGAGCUGCUGUAAUGACAAUGAUGGGAUCUUUUGGAGGAGGCAGUUUCAGUAUACUAUACUCGAUGGCGCGCAACGAAGGACGCUUGGAUAUUGUCGAUCUAAUUAACGGCAUCUUAGCAUCUUUAGUGUCGGUGACUGCCGGUUGCUUUUUGUACUAUGCCUGGGAAGCUAUUAUAAUAGGAGCUAUAGGAUCUGCUCUAUGCUGUUUGUGUAUGCCUCUCUUUGACAAAAUGGGUGUAGAUGAUCCUGUGGGUGCCAGCGCUGUUCAUGGUGUAGCAGGAAUAUGGGGUGUUUUAGCUGUAGGAUUAUUCGCUGACAAUCCAAUUCCUUUAAGUACAACGAACGGCAGAAUGGGAUUGUUCAAGGGAGGUGGCUGGUAUCUGCUUGGUGUACAAUCCCUUUCUGCUUUGUGUCUUGCUUGUUGGUCAAUCUGCACUACUUUAGCACUUUUGUGGAUUAUUAAUAAGGUGGUACCAAUCAGAAUGGAUCCUAAUGAAGAACUCCUAGGUGCUGAUCUAAUGGAGCAUCGGAUAAGACAUUCACAGAUUGGAUUAUCAAGAGCUCUUUCGGCGUUAGCUCCUUUGAAGGUUGAUCUGGACGAUGUUAUUAAUGCUCCCUCUAUUGGCCGCAAUCCUGGUCACGAUCAGUGUUUAGAUGAGAUACGUGCAGCAAGUCAGAAGUUAUACGAGUGGCGCUCUUUCAUGGAUAAAAUGUCUCCUCAGAAAAAAUCUAGCGAUAAAACGUUGGCAGACGACAAUAAGUUUUCGAGCAAAGAUUCGUUCAAACUGCGAAGUAUGAAGCGGAAUAAUAAAAGCAAUACUGCAACGUAUGCUGAUAACUAUGGAUUUGAUGGAAAGUCUACGAAUAAUGCAACAAAUACUGCAGCAAAUAAACCUUUUUCCAUAUCCGGAAUGGCAGGAAGCAGUAUCCAGCCGGAUAGAAACGAGCAGAACUUUGCUUGGAUAGAUUGAAUAAAUAAUUUGGAGCGAUUAUAUAGAGGGUCGUUCUACGGGAAUCGACGAAAUAUUUUUUGCACGUUCUGUGUCCAAAAAAA